GAAGCUAACGUUUCAGACAACCUCCCCCCAAAAAAGACUUAGGUUGAGACAGUUUUGUGUUAUACUGGUUUUACUGUAUAUAGUAAUGGAUGAAUUACAGGACAUACAGAUUUUACAUUUGAGAACAUUACCAAUUUUGUUUGAGAGAUUCUGCAUUUUACAUACCUAAACAACACUACGGUCUAAUUUCGAGUGUGCAUCUUUGAUAAGCAAUGCAUUUAGAAUCCGAAAGCUUACCAAACGAUUUCCGAGUUUAUAAAUGAUAGAGAAACCUGAAUUAUUUUACAGAUUUUAAAGGACUUUAGUAUUAGCUGUAACAACAGCGAUAACACAAAGUGCGGCCUAUGCUAACUGCAUCCGGGGGCUUGAUUUGAGACACUAAUCCUUGCUGAGGAGGGUUGGCUGGAGGUGGGAGACGCCCGGAAAAGUGGUGCAGUCGACGGGAGUGAUAGUUUUUCGAAAGCUGCGCUGAGAAAAGUUUAGUAGCACUGAAUUUGAUUUCAUUUGUUUUUUGGAUACUGUACAGAUUAGAACCAGGCAACAAAGUCGGUUUAUUUAUCACCCCCCACAAUUGCACAGAGGAGAUAGUCAGAACCAGCCAGACCAAGUAAAUAAACGAUAUUUGUAAGAGUAAGCGUCGGGAAAUCCCGUGAGUUCUCUUGGUUUAAAAAAAAAAAUCUAGUAGCAGUUAAGGUGAGAACAAGGUAUAAUAUAUCCAAAAGAAAAUAUUGACUUCUUGGUUGGUAGAAGGGACUAGAAUCAGCAAAGCUGCUUAAGCAAGUGGUAAACGCCAAGACGAGAAAAGCCGAGGAGCAGACUGCACUCGACCACAACACCAUGGAAUAAACAUGGCCCACAAACGAAGUCUGUUUAUUGAAGCUCUAGAUAGAUCAGAAGCCAAGAAAGAUGGAGGUUUCAAGCAGACGUGGAGCUUUUCUGUUGCCGAUGGCAGUGACGAAGAAAGACAAAAUGACUCCGAUUCCGUGGUGAGUAUGGAUGAGCCAGAUGGGAUGAACAGCCCAGAGGGAAGGAAGCCUACACCGCUGAAACAUUUUUGCACUGGCGAGCCCCUGAAAACAUAUGAAAGAAGGCCAAAUAAUCAUUUGAGGUCCUUCAAAGGAAAUGCCUUUGGUCUGAAUAUGCUGGGAGCUGGCAAGAAACUUGGUCCGUCAGCUCCCCGGAGUGUCUUUCUGCACGGACGAUACUUCCAGCACGCCAACGCACCAGCGCCAGUUGUAAAAACUGCUGCUCAGAGCCUUGACCUGAAAGAGAGAAAAGAAUACCCACCGCAGAUCCAAAGAUUAGAGUUAGACAGCAUAAUCCUCACCUGUCCAGAAACGACAGAAGCAAACAGUAUGGUUCAUGAAGGGGAAAUAAAAAGGCAAACCCAACAGAAGCGCCGGGCUUCAUCUGAGGACUUGAUAAGUUUUGUUUCAUCAACUAAAAACGUGGAGACACUGGAUCCCCAUGAGUACCUUACCGUCUGUGGGAAGUGUGGCAAGCCAAGUGAAGAUCACGUCAAGUGUGAAAACUGUGGGAACAUACUUGCACAGGACUCGGCAGGCAGCCUCAAAACCAGUACUAAUUUAGCUGGAACUGCAUCCCCGCUGUCCCGACCUUCCAUUCGCCGGCAUUCUUCAGGACCAAACCACCUAUUACUGAGCAAGAAUGCCUUUAGCUCCUCAUUGACAAUUAAAGCGUCUCAAGUGGAUGUAGGAUCCUCUCCCCCAGUGCGCGUAACUAGGAGUAAUCUUUUAAUCUCCAAUGGGAGAGCACCGUUGGUGACAGGAACAAGUCCCCUUGUAGCAAAGAUUUCAAAAGGCAAGAGACAGAUGGAAACCAAGCAGCAUGAACUGAAUGAUCCGAUUGUGUUAUCUAGUGAUGAUGAGGAGGAGGAGGCAGACAACGCCAGCACAGGCAGUGUGAACAGGAUGGACAGCAUCUCUCCGAGGCCUGCAGACUCCGCACACUCCUCACCAGCGCCCUCUGGUGGAAAAGUGGAGGCGGCAGUUAAGGACAACACAGAACAGCCUGAUUGGCUGACUGACGACUACUUUACAGACGUAGAUGCCAGAAUCACAUUACCAAGAAAAGCACGGAUGAAGGACCAGUUUGGAAAUGUAGUUUCUGAUAAAAGUAUCACCAAACGGCGAAAAAUUGGGCAAAGCAACACAUCCACUAACAGUACCAAACAGCCCCCCAUGCUGGAGAGCAUUAUUCUGGAUUGCCGGAGUAUAAGAAUAGGAACAUUGCGCAAGGCAGUGGUAAAGCCUGUCAUUUUUACUGUUGAUUACAUCCAAAUUGAAACAGAAGCUUCUACAGUGGAUAAGAUGCAAACCAUCACGCUAAAAACGUCUGAAAUCUCCUGCUGUGAAUGGUGCAAUGUCAGAAAGCUGCCUGUCAUCUUUUUCCAAACCACUCAGUCUGAAUGCUUUCGUCUCCAAGACCUGUUGCAAAUGUCUAAAGAAAAUGGUGGAGUUUGGUAUGAUUGUAAAGGUCCAAAUCUUGAUGAGAAAUACAUUGUCUUGAUUUUUGAGAAUGGGCUGUCAUUACGUGAACAAGCUAUUCUGGAGGAAAUACUACAAGAAAUUGGGAAAGCAAACAAUAUCGAAGACUUUUUGAUCAAAAUACCAUUUGAUGAAGCCAAUAUCAGACUAGUUCGUUUCACUAAAAGCUGCCCAGACAGUGCUUCAAAGGAAAAGGGUUCUGAAUCCAGUCCACGUGUGCCUGUGUCAACACGACUCCACGCUUCUGCGCAGAGAUACUUUGAUGACGACGAAGAAAUGGCAGAGCUCCACCCAACCUUUACAGGUCCAAUAGAAAAAUUAAUUGUGUAUCCUCCGGCCCCAGCCAAAGGGGGGAUUUCUGUCACAAAUGAGGACCUUCACUGCCUGAAUGAGGGGGAGUUUUUAAAUGAUGUCAUCAUAGACUUUUAUUUAAAAUAUUUGGUCCUUGAAAAGUUAAAAAAGGCAGAUGCCCAAAGAAGUCAUGUUUUCAGCUCAUUCUUUUACAAGCGACUAAAUCAGAGGGAAAGGAGAAGUGUCGUGGACCCUACCAAUUUACCAAUACAAAAGAGGAGGCACAAUAGGGUAAAAACCUGGACACGCCAUGUGGAUCUUUUUCAGAAGGAUUUCAUUUUUGUUCCUAUAAAUGAAUCAGCUCAUUGGUUUCUAGCAGUGAUUUGCUUCCCUGGUUUGGAUGGACCCCAGUUUGAACCAAACCCUUUGUACCGUACCUCAGAGUCCAUCCUGGUUAACAGUUCCACAGCAGAAGAGAGUCUUUCCUCUGCCGCAGAGGAAGUAGAAAACUCAACAGAAAGGUUCCCUUCCAGUCCUGCGUUUCAGGCUUCGAAGUGCCCCGUGACUAAAGCCCUUAUCGUCAGCACUACUGAAGAGUCUUCCGAGAGUGACUGUAAUACAGACCAGGUCAAAGGAGUGGCAGUCCCUUCUAACAGCGUGAAAGACAAUGAAAGAGCAAACACGCACGAAUUUAGGAACACGCAGAGCAGCACCACGACAGGAGUGAAUGGUUUUCGGGCUGACAAGCAAAAGGCUCCACAGCAGUGUAUAGGUGGUUUGCAGAGAAUACGCCUAUGCUAUGGUAAUUCAAAGAACAGGGAUGAUGACACAUUCACCUUUUCAGAUGAUCAAGACUCAAGUCUGGACGAAAGCAGUGAGGACGGGACUUUGGCAGAUGACACGUUGACCUCUUCAGAGAGCGGGCAGUGGAAUCAGAAACCUACCAUUUGCAAACAACCUUGCAUUCUUAUCAUGGAUUCCUUGCGAGGCCCUACCCGGUCCACUGUGGUGAAAACACUACGGGAAUACCUGGAAGUGGAAUGGGAGGUGAGAAAAGGAAACAAAAGGAGUUUUGGUAAAGAUGUCAUGAAAGGCUCCAGUCCCCGUGUCCCACAGCAGGACAACUUCAGUGACUGCGGUGUAUACAUCCUUCAGUAUGUGGAGAGUUUCUUUGAGAAUCCACUCCCGAGUUUUCAUCUUCCUAUGCACCUGACUGACUGGUUUCCACAGCAACGGAUGAAGACAAAGCGUGAGGAGAUUAAGGAGCUCAUUCUCAAAAUCCAGAGUCAGCAGCAAGCAGACAAGAAAGGGCACCAAGACACUGAAGCUGAAAUCCCUGGCAGAUCAGUUCUACAGAACCCCAUUUCUGACUCCUGAGGCCUGUUUUGUUUGUGCUGUGCUAAACCACGAACCGGCCCUUGCUUCCCACCUCAGCACAGUGCUUCUGCAAACUGUGGGAAUACUCAUGAUUGUACGCUGCUGGAUUUUUUUUAUCCAUCUUGUCCUAUUCCCUCCAAAAAACAUUUGAAAUUUUAUUAAAUAAAGUAUGUACAUAUGUUAAUUUUGCAGUUUGUGAAGCCUUUGUAAUUAGUUUUUCACUUGUUAGAUAUUAUGGUCAUAGAAUAUAGUGAAGUAUUGUUAUUAUUAAAAUAAAUGUUUAUGGACCAUACCCUUUCUCCCAUCUUUGAGCAAUUAAUUUAACAAAUGUUGUAUGUAAACAUUGUCUGAAAUGUCUUAUUUAAAAAAAAAAGUUCAUUUCAUAUCCAACGUCAGUGCAAACUGAACUGUUUCAAAGAAGAAAGAUACAAAUGUGUGCCAUUUAAUAUGGCUAUAUGUUGGUUUUUGUUUUAUAAAUCACCAUUGAAUCUAAAGCAAAUGUUUGAAGUGUCGGGUCUCAUCACAGUGUGUCUGCAGGUGUUCAGUGUCUUUGAAGUAGCAGGACUUUGAAGAGCUUGGAGAAGCCAUUAAACUGGUCCAAUUAAAUCAGCUAACAUCUGCGUUGGAAUGAAGACCUGCAGACGCAAGUAUCCUCCAAGUAUUGUUUUAUAAGUUAAUUCUUUGGAUAGACCAUGCAUUAAAUGAGGCCAGGAAUGAUAUAGGAUAUGUAGUGAAGUACAACUUAGAGCAAGAUACACAAGUACAAAUAAGUUAAAAUUUAAUACAUUUAAUUAUUUUCCAUUUAGAAGAUCAAACUUUUUUGUAAAGAUAACUAAGGAUGUUGGUUAUCCGGGUAUUCUAUAAUUGUAUGAACAUUGCAGAAAACACUGCAUAUUAACCUCUUGUUGAGCUGCAAUAUGUAUGUGUUGUGUAAACGUGAGUAACAUUAAAGAUAAAAAUAGCUGAAUUAUCAAGUAGGUAGGUGCAUCAGCAUGUGCAGGCCGAAAGGAAACACAACGUUUCGACUGUGGAGCCUUCUUGUUCUUUUGCUGAAUUAUCAUGUUUUUGCAUAUUGAACAGGGCUUAACUGAGCUUUAGCACAAUGGAGCAUCUUGGUAUUGGCUUCUGUUCUACUAUUAUUUUUUCUAUAAUUUUACCUCACUUCAUUUCAUGAAAUAACUUAUUCCUGAAUGAUUUAUCUCAAAAUUUAACUGCAGAAGUUUAUUUUUCUACAGCUUAAAAGGAAUUACACAUUGAGAAUAACAAGAAAUGAUUGUGUUUUCUGAAUUUGCUUACUUUAAUCAAGACCCUUUUUUGAGCCUCAUCUCUAAUCUCAAAAUGCAUACGGAAAACAUUUUUAGUAAGCCAUGAAAUGUUUUCUGUGCAUUACUGUUAAGGUAUUCGUAGGGUUCUUACUAGCAGAGUAAAGAUGUUUUGUAUUGUCUAGGUGGUAUACUGAACUGUUAUUCCACCUUUUCCUAUGGACUUCAAGCACUGAUUAAGCAUGUGAGAUAUCUUAGUACUGAUUGGGCUACAGUCACCUUCUGAAAGACAAGCAGACUGACUUUACUCUCUUCUGAAAUGGACAGGGGUACUGAACUGAUUUGUCUGUCCUUGGUGUAAGAGCCCUGAUAGCACACCUGGAACUGUGCCAGAUGAGUGCCAACAUGUUACAGAGAAUUGGGAUGACCUGUUGUGUCGGAGACAUCUAUACAAUUUGUGUUGCAGGAUGUUGAAAAAAGUACAGAGCCUUCCCUAUUUAGCCAGUCAUGAAAUAGAAAACGUCACACAGCAGACAUAUUGGAUGUAUGUAACAUAUUAACCAACAGUAAUUCUAACAGUAAUAGUGUAAUCAUAGUAAACAUAUUAGAUAGCUACUACAGCAUCUAUUAUUAAAACAUUUAAGGCUACUGGUAUAGUGGCAACUCCUAGGGACAGUACACAAGUGAAUAAUGCUGCUAUAGGCUGUGAAACAAGUGUUUUGGGAGGCAGCUGUAAAUCCACAUCCAACACCUGGAGAUCUGUGAUGCACACUGAAUAAAAUUUCAAAAACUUA
Molecule: messenger RNA, 6231 nt
Organism: Lepisosteus oculatus (spotted gar)
Lineage: Eukaryota; Metazoa; Chordata; Actinopteri; Semionotiformes; Lepisosteidae
Gene: senp6a
Product: SUMO specific peptidase 6a
Biological process (GO): protein desumoylation; regulation of spindle assembly; proteolysis
Cellular component (GO): cytoplasm; nucleus
Molecular function (GO): SUMO-specific endopeptidase activity
Source: RefSeq, a predicted model, not a curated record